CCCAUCACAGGUUAGGGAAUACGAUUGGUGAAUUAUUCUCCCGCUAGCACUGACGUUCUAUGAGAGGAGAAACGAAACCGGGAGGAAUCCGCCAAUGGCUGCCUUCCAAUUGUCCCCCUACGGAAACUUAGGCGAAGCUCCUAUUACAGGCGCCGCAUGAGGAUCAACUCGAAGAAUAGAACAGGUUGCGAGCUGGUGAAGGGUUAUCUUGGCCAUCUGGGUGCCCUAGUAGAAUUGAAGCUUGGCGUAUUUUUUUCAUACGUGAAACCGCAAUCAAAGUUCCGCUUCUGAAGAAAAAAACCGAUUUCUGGGAGCAUCUGUUCCGAUCGACACAUUUUAUGAGUACAGUUGGCGUAAGCUUUGAUGUGUGCUAUGCAAGUAAAUGAGUUUGACUCAUCAGAUGAGGAGUCCCUGGGGGAAGAACAGACACCUUUUCAAGUAUCCUGGUUACCCUUAUCACCAGCUUAUUCCCAGUUUCUAGGAAUCAGCUCGCUACCAGGUUGUCGAUUCAAAAAUAUUAAAAGAAACCUUCAGAAAGAUAUAGAUGAACUAAAAAGUCACGGGGUGCUCGAUGUAUUUGUUCUCUGUACCAAACGAGAACUCAUAAAGUACCGUGUCCCACACCUCGUGGAAACGUAUCAGAAUUAUGGGAUCACUGUGCAUCACCAUCCUAUUUCUGAUGGAAGUACACCAGAUAUUGCCAGAUGCUGUGUUAUUCUAAAUGAACUGAGGAACUGCCUUGAAAAUAAACGAAAAAUCACAAUACAUUGUUAUGGAGGACUUGGACGAUCCUGUCUCAUGGAGGCUUGCCUUCUGCUCCAGAUAUCUGACACCGUAACCCCGCAGCAGGCAAUAGACUGCGUGAGGGAGUUGAGAGGUUCAGGUGCAAUACAAACAUUAAAGCAGUACAACUUCCUUUAUGAUUUCCCGGAGACCUUGGCUACCUAUUUGGCAACAGAAAGUAAGCAACCAAGAUCAGUAUCCCGAUAAAACACCCAGAGUUUAGUUACUACUUGAAACUGUAUGUUGCGUUGUUUUUAUUGUACCCAUAGUGGAAAAUAAUUUUAUUGACUGCCUGCCAGUUAUCUCCUUGACAAGGGAUAUGUGACUAACUACAUAGCACAAACCCCUGAAUAAAGUUCCAUCUGCGGAUUGUAUUUUGACAGCAAAUUAUAACAUAGCAGAACGCAUAAUAAAUAUUUUUAAUCUCUCGUUUACCUUAUGCCCUUUCCAAUUCCUGUUUAGUUUUCUCUGCUGUGAUAGAGGCUUUUUUGUUGUACUCCUUUACACAGUUUAUGGGAAAGUCUAUAUAAGACAAUCACAUUACCUUAAUUUAUAUUACAGCAAUGUCAGUUUUUGGGUGGAGUAUAUUGUAAGACACUAGCAAUAGAAAUACUGUGAGUUGUGUUUCAUAUGUGUUCACUUUUCAAUUGUGUGUUCCUGAACACAUGCCUAUGGGAAACCAGAUGUUUAUUCACAAGUAGAAAUGUUUAUGAGUUUGCCUGUUCCCUGAAUAAGCAAUUCAUAAUCUCCCUUAAAGCAGAAUAACUUGCAUUUAAGUUGUCCCAAUGUAUCACCUGGAAGCUCACUCUAUCAUUACUACAACUACAGUACCAGUCAACCAUAAUGUUUUCAGUACUAGCAGUCCAACCUGCUACUUAAAACAGAAAAUGGCAAAAAAAAAAA
Messenger RNA from Crotalus tigris (Tiger rattlesnake), 1686 nucleotides. RefSeq names its product cyclin dependent kinase inhibitor 3 (gene CDKN3). Bases 364 to 990 code for a protein of 208 amino acids. The transcript has 8 exons. The record is from RefSeq and is a predicted model, not a curated record. Lineage: Eukaryota; Metazoa; Chordata; Lepidosauria; Squamata; Viperidae. Gene Ontology annotation, biological process: dephosphorylation. Gene Ontology annotation, molecular function: protein tyrosine phosphatase activity. Gene Ontology annotation, cellular component: nucleus.